Messenger RNA from Sus scrofa (pig), 5655 nucleotides. NCBI's taxonomy places the organism in Eukaryota, Metazoa, Chordata, Mammalia, Artiodactyla, Suidae. The record is from RefSeq and is a predicted model, not a curated record.
GGUGACCACAGAAGCCCAGCCUCAGUGCUCUAGGCCUGCUGGGAGCGAGGGUGAGGCUGGACAGUGGACUCUGGCACCUGGACCAGGGUAGCAAAGGGUGGGGCCCCUGGUCUUGGGUGAUGUCCACGCUGGGUCCCAUCCUCUGAGACCAAAGCCCCCUCACACGUUUCCCAAGUUAGUCCUGUCUCGGGCCUGUGCCACUUCCCGGAACACUCAGGCUCCGACGAGGGCCCAAGAGACAGCCGGCAGCCAAUGCCACUGUGUCUGCAGUGGGAUCACCCCAGGGACCCGCCUGCCUAGGGUGCCAGCCCCAGGAGGGUGCCACUCUGGGUCAGCUCCCCUUGACACUUGGGGUGCCUGUAGGGGUUCCAAGCAGAUCCCCAGCACACUGGGGGUUCCCUGGACUCUCCAGCCAUUCACCCUUUGCACGCCCCCAUGGGACAGUGCACUCCCAGUCCUGUCCUCCAGCAGGUGCAGGAUGGGGCUGGACACAGGGAGCAGAGACCCAGGGGCCCCGGAGCCACGCCUUGGCUCUCUCCUCCUACUGCUCUGCCCACGCGGCCGGGGUUGGAGGUGGACAGGAUGCUGUGAGCUGCUGCCGGGAAACUUCUCUGCUGGGAAAAUGGGAGAAGGAGCAGAGGGAACCCCCAGCAGAAGCCAAGCCCCAGAGUUACAGGCCACGGGGUGCUGCCCUCUGGGGUGAGGGAUUCCAGGGGGACGCCAGCAUGCAGGGAGGCUCCCUGAGCCCACAGGCCCCCAGCCAGCGCCGCGCCAGCCGCCAGUCCCAGCAGAGCCCGGUUACCUGAGCCACGAGAACUCCGAGUUCCAGGAUGUCCCCUUUGGCAGCCCAGGAACUCCGCAGGCUUCUGGCCAGAGUCCAGGUGGUAGCAAACGCCUGCUGGGGCGGAAGCUAUGGGGCUGUGAGGAGGCCAGCCCUGUGGAGGGAGUGUCUGCCCCAGGGAGCAAACUCACGCCUGCUCGCUCCUGUUUGUCUUUGGGCUGGAGCUGCAGGCUGGGAGGGCAAGGGGCUGCCGCCACGGGGCAUCCUGCAAGCUCCCACACAGCAGUCACGUCCCUCGGCCAGAUGCUGACUGGGCAAGCAGUGGCCUUACUCUCCCUGACCUGGAGCGCUUACCAGAGCCUGGCGGUCCCCAGGGUCUCAGAAUGUGGCCUCUCCUGUUCUCAGGGCUUCACCUGCAAGAGCCGCGUGAACCGAAAUAUCUUCAACAGCUUCUGCCAGCAGCCCCCCACGUCUAUGUCCAGGUCGGUGCUGGAGGCCCUGGCGCUCUCCACCGCCAUGAAGUGCAGCCCCCCUGAUGGCUGCGCCUUGCUCUUGCGGGUACAAGCCUCCCUCAUGCCGCACGAGAGCCUGCGGGGCCUGGAGGCCUGCUCCGUGAGCCUGGACACCCAGGAGACGCAGUGCCAGAGCGUGCGCAUCCGCAGGGCCUCCCGCCGGCUGCAGCGGGGGCAGCAGCUCCAGGUGCACUUCGACUGCUUUGAGGUGGGCGUGGCCCAGAGCCUCUACGUCACCCUGCGGACCGUCCCCCACUUCUGCGGGAUCCAGCUGGACCAGCAGUACCAGGUGGAAGACUGCAGCGACGAGGACGUGGGAGGGACGUGCCGGACUGCUUUGGUGCCAGAGGCUCCCGGGGGCCCCGACUACUACGUGCGGCUCUGCCUCAAGCGGUUCACCUGUGAGGAGGCGGGCGCCCCGGUGCGGGUGACAGCAGACGGGGUCUCCCGGAGAGUCUCCCUGCCCUACAGCCAAGAGCUGCCAUGCUUGUGCCUUGAGGCCUGGCCUGCGACCCCCGACGCGGUGCGGAUCCAGGCCUGCCCCUUCAAAGACGACACAGAGACGUUGUGGGACGCUGUCUACUACCAGCCGGGCAGCCAGGCGCUGAGCUGGGAGCCCCCCUGCCCCGUGAGUGGCCACGUGAGCCUGUGCUGGCGCCCAGGGCCAGGGGCCCCCUGCCUGGAGCUGGAGCACUCCGGCCGGCCGGCACACGGCAGGGUGCGGUACCCGCUGGUGGACGCGCAGCCCCAGCUCUGCCUGAAGUUCUCCACGAGCCUGGGCGUCCGGCUGAGGUGCCCUUUCCAGCAGCUGGGCUUCCCAGCCUGGAAGAUGACCGUCCAGCCGGCCCCGGCUCCGGGCCGCCUCCGGGUGGCCUUCUUCUCGCCCAGCCCUGCCCGCUUCCAGGUGUGCCUGUGUCACCAAGGAGGGACGUGGCCCUCGGCCUGCCGCCGAGUGCUCCAGGCCACUGCCAUCCCUGCAGCCUCAGGUGACCCCACGGAGGAGCCUGUGGCGGCCUUCGUGGACAUUCCCGAGGACGAGGCCUGUGCGCCCGGCACCUGCAUCCAGGUCAGGAGGACUGAUGCCCACUUCUCGGCCCCCCAGCAGCUGUGUGACCUUCCGUGCGCUGCCACCCAGGGGACAGCAGCCUGAGGCCAGGUGUCUCGCCAAGAAGAAGCAAGCGCCAGGGCCCGAUGGUGGGGCUGUGGAAAGGGGUCAACUCACACCUGGACCCCAGGCUCUGACGCAAAGGCCAGGCCUUGCCUGGCCCCUGACUGUGGGGCCUGUGGCCCUGCCGGAGCUCCAGAGGCUGUGGCUCCACCGGGCCCCUUGGGCCAGGCAUGGAUUCAGGUCAGACGAAGGACCUUCAGCCCCCCCGAAACCCCUGAGUGGGCGCCAACUGAAUGGCUGCCCGGGGUGCCCCCUCCCCCAGAGGGCCCAGCCCCUGACCUGCCCCAUCUCAGCCCGGUCCAGGCUCCCUCUGGACAACCAGGGCCAGGGCCUGGAGUGCGGGGUGUGGGCCCACCCUUUCUGCAGCUGAGCGGCUCCGAGGGCCCAGGACCACCUCGGGUUCCUGCUGAGAGCACCCCUCAUUGGCUGGGGUCUACACACUCGGUGGGCCCCUGCUGUCCAGGCUGGGCCUCCCCCGGCCCUCGGCCCCUCACACAGCUUGCCCUCCACCCUUCAGAGGCUCUGCUAAGAACCCGAGGCUGGCAGGCCACCCGGAGCCCCGCACCACCCCCCAGGCCCCCAGCAGGCCAGCGAGGACUGGCCGCUUCCGGUGGCUUUGGGGGCCUCUUGCCAGCAGGUGCCAUUCUCAGAUGUGUCACAUGCACGGACGGCCACCAUGGGCCACCUGUGUUCAAGGACCACAGGGGAACCCUUGGCCCUGCAAUGCCACUUCUGUGUCCCAGGCCCGAGGUCGCCCAGCAUUUGGCCGGUGGGGUCUGCCCUCACAGGACUCUCCUGCCGGCUGCAAAGGACCACCGGGCCGCCCCCCAGCCACCGUCGCCAUUGCCGCCUGGUCACAGAGCACACAGGGACGGGCAGGGACGCCGCCAUCCACCAGUGCACACCUACCUCCAGGCCCCGGCCUGGCCGUCCCUCGGUCGCUGGCCUUCUCGUCCUGCCGCUUACAAGGGCUGCUGCCCUGCGCGCAAAGCCAGCGAGCUGCUCGUGCAGGAGCCACUUGGCCGGCUGGCCUGCUUCCCGCCGUGAGGACAGAGACGGGGUCCACGGGGCAGGCCGGCUCCUCGGGGUGGGGGUGGGGGACCACAGGGCCCGGAGGCACCUCCUAAAACGGGAUCCGGGGGCCAUGACCGCAGCCGGGGGCGAGGGUGGGCCACAGACAACAGCAGAUGGAGCCUGCUGCCCUCCACCCACAGCCCCAACCGCCCCGUCUGUGGGAGGGAGAGUGGGACCCACUCGGCCCGAAGGCAGCCCCCUGGACAACCGAUGGGCUGCCUACCCCUCAAGCCCCAGGCUCCCUCCCGCCCCUUGGGGCUGUGGCUUUGGGCUCAGCGGAGGACCCCUUGCCAAGCUCUGGAGACCCGCUGACCCCAGGCGCCCCCUCCCCAUCCAGGCACAGGGCCAGGUGGGGGCACAAGAUCCCAGCUCUGGCUCAGUGCCCCCCAAGUUCCUGCUCCCCCGCCCCAUGCCAGGACCACCCACGGGUCCCCUGGCCCAGGAAGAGAAGCCCCAGGAAUCCUUGCCCGCUGGAGCGGGGAGGACUUGCUGGGGUGGCUGCUGGGAACUGACUGGUCGCAGGCUCCUGGAACUUGACGUGGCUGCCCCGCCAGGGAGGCGGGGGGUGGGGGGAUGCAAACAGAGGCGACAGCUGUGCCCUCCAGGGACUAAAGAUGUUCAGGGCCCCAGCUGCCCUGCUGUCCAGUGUGUGCUGCCACCAAGUGGUGGUGGCACUCAGUGCCGGAUUCCGAGCUGGACCCGGCAUCCCCCCUCCACUGCCUGGGCGGGUAACUGCCCCCAGCAGCAGGAAACCCCAUCCCACGCACCGCCCCCGCCCGGGCUCACGGCUUAGCCAGGGUGAGCCUUCGGAUGUCCGAGUGUGCCUCAUUCAUUCACUCAUUCAUUCCUCAAGCAGGCACCGAGCAGCCCCCGGGGGGCCCCAGUGUCCCAGCUUGAAGAACAAGCGGCACUGUCCCCAGAGCUGGGGACACCCCCCCCCGGGUCUGCCCUGCACUGAGGGCUUCUCGGGUCAGGAUUUUCCAUCCAAACCCCAGGCGUGGGGCCACAGGCCACCCUACCUGGACCUGACCUGUGCGUGGGGAAGACGGGCCACAAACAGCUCAAUAUGGAACCGAUAAGGACCACCCGGUACCAGCGUGGGAAGGAGGCGGGGAGAGCAAAUAGGAAGGGUGGGACGGAUGCCACUGAGAGGAAGUGGUCCUGGCGACACGUGAGCCUGGUUCUAACGGGGGUGGGGGGGCAGGUGAAGGGUGUGGCAGGCAGGUGGAACCAUGGGGUGUCCUGACUUUGGUACCUUGGCUACGAGUGAAACAGGGCCCGGAGCUGGCACCUGCUGAUACGAGGAGCCAGUCAUUCAUGCAGCACUUUCUGUGAGCUGCUCCCUCAGUGAUCAGAACAGAUCCCUGUCCCAGGCAGAGAAGAGGGGCAUAAAAGUUAAAACAAACAAACAAACAAACAAACAAAAAAACCGGUAAAUUAUCUAGGAUAUAAAAAGCUAUUCAGAAAGUGAAACAGGAGCAGGAUGCUUUCCGAGGCGGUCUCGGGGGCAGCGCGGCAGCACAGGUCUCAGGCAAAGACAGGAGUUAGUGGACAGACACCCCUGGGGACACAGGGUUAACACCCCGAACGUCCUUUCGCAAAAGCAGAAAAGAAUGGCACGUUUUUCCUAUUGGCUGAGCAGCAGGAGGUUGCAAAGAGGGCGUCUCCCCCUCUCUUACGAGCCAGGCAGGAGCAACCCCUUCCGCACGGAUCUCCAGAGGGAUGACGCCUGUCCUCGAGGGCACAGGACGUGGAGCUUACUUCGUGUGAUGAGAACACAGCUUCUGCUCUCACUCCCAUUUGUGUGGAAUGUCUCAUUCCAUCCUUUUGCUUUCAACCUCUCGGUACCUUUGUAAAGUGAGUUUUUGGGCCACGGCACACGGUUGGAUGUCUUUGCUAAUCUCGGCCUUUUAGUCGGAGAGUUUAAUCACUCACAGUUAAAGUCAUUACUGAAAAGAAAGGGUUUACUCCAUCGCAGCUCCCGCUCUCUUUGUGGCGGAAUGGUUUCUUCCCUGCUCCUCCGUCCCUGCCUUGUCUGGGCUCCGGUUCUUUUCUUAAUGGCUUCCUUGGGAAUUACAGCUGAAAACCUCAACGUAUAAAAAUCUAUUUUGAGUAAUACC